ACAGUGAGAAGUAGAAAAAGUCGAUCAUCAUGCCUAAGAUUAAGUAUCCUAAGUUACGUUUAUCGAAACCGUCGACUUCCGGUUCCAGUGGGAGUAGUAGCAGCAGUAUCACUAGCGUCGUUGUUCCCUUGGAAAAUGGGAAUGAUCCGAAAGAGUCCAUUUCUAGCACUGUUGAAAAAAUGGAACAAGAAGUAAUCUGUUUGUUGGAUGAUGAAGCAAAAAUAACAGAAGAACCGACUGCUAAACGAUCUCGUCUGGCUAAUUUGAAGCUUGAAGCUCCUCAAAAAUCGAAGCUGCCCAAAAUUCCUAAAAAACCACCUGAUGGCGGCAAAGACAUAGUAAGCAAAUUCUUUCGCACUUCAGAGGACGAUUUCGAAACGGAAAAGAAUGAGGCCGUUCCCAAACAGAAAACUAAAGUGCAGCGACAAACAGCAGCAAAAAGCACAAAACCGAGAGCUCCACGCAAAGCCAAAAAACAGUCCGACAUCCGGAAAGUUUUUGCCAAAUACAAGGACAACGAUGAACAGUUGCUGCAAAAUCUUAUGCUGGAGCAUACAGCCAUGGAACAGCUAGAUCCGGAACAGUUUCAAAUAGCGCUGGCCAUGUCCCGAUCGCUGGUCGAUCAGGGAGGAUCCCAUACUAGCAUGGAACCGGACCAGGAACCGGGACCUUCUACAAGUGAGCAUUCGAUUUCGUCCCAAGAACGUAGGUUUCAAGGCAUCCGGACAACAUUGGAACAGUAUGGGUUCAAAUGUAAAAAUAGUUAUAAUGAUUACGAUUUAAAUGUUAUUUUUGGUAACGGAGCAAACGCUGGACCAAAAAAUGUUAAAAAAAUCAAACAUAAUCGUGCGUCCUUGCUGAAAAAGCGAGACCGAUUGGAGUUGAUUGCAUUUAUGGAAAAACGGACUGAUGAAAUUCUGAAAGACCAAUUUUAUCAAAAGAUUCAAAGCUCUAGUUCAUCUUUAAGGCAGAAUUAUGGUGGCAAUGUAUUCUGGAUGAAUCAAAACGCUGAAAGUUCUUCUGAAAAAAUCACUGAAUACUACAUAGAAAAUCUCGUUGAAGAAACAACGGUAGAACCCGGUUACUUACUGAAAAAAUGGAGCAUGAUCCCCGGAAGGGAGCCGACACCAGAAAAACGUCCACCCAACAAAAUUUCAAUGAGUCCAAUACCAGCUGUUGAUCCACCGGAGGAAGCCGAAGAACUUCUGGAGAAUCCUGAAGACGCCCUUCUGGAUAUGUACUCAGUUCCGCAAGAAUACACCAAGAUGUAUAACAACGAGGCCCCCAUUUAUGUUAGGAAAUCAGAAAGCAUGGACAAAUCCAUAUCACAUCCAAAAGAACAAAAAGUAAGCGAGCAGCUCCAGCGAACUGCUUCUCCGGAUUUGUUCGGUUCCGAUAGUGAAGCGGAAGUUCCGGCAAACGAAGAUGAAGAUCAAUUCGGCAGCGUGAAAACAAUCGAGGAAACAACUGACGAGGAUCUGAUGAUAGUUCCUUCUCAAAAACAUUCGCUGCCAGCGGCAAAGGAUGUGGAACCUGUACCAGCGGAAGAUCCCGCAGAGGUUGAGGCUCCACUACUUUGUACCAGCUCGGAAAAUAUAUUCGAUGAUACCGUCGAUGAUCAGAUUUUGGGCUACGAGAUGUACUCCAGUGAGGAAGUAAAGAUCUUAUCGAAUGGGCCAGCCAACGACACAAGUUUUGACCAUCAGCAACGGUUCGAUGCUUCUUCAGUGGAUCAUCGAACAGAAUCUUCUCAAGAAUUGUCAUCGAGGAACGCACUUUUGGAUGAUGGGGUGAUAACGAUCAGUUCCGGGGAAAGCUUUGACAAAAAUGUGCUUCAACGCGACGAAGAUUGUGGAUCCCCUGCUAAAAAACCUAGACUUUCCGGUGAGAUAGUUGGUGCGUCACAAAAGAAAGAAGAAAUUUCUAUCCAAUCGGUGGUUUUUGAGAAAAAAUCCAGUAGAGUAUCAUUCGGUAAAGUAGAAUCCGUUCAGUUGGACGAAAUACCGGAGAAAGAUGAGUCUCUUGAAGAAACAAGUUUUGAAAGAGAUAAAUCUUUUGAUGAAAAAAGCUUUGAUAAUCUGGCUCCAGCUGGACUGGAGGACAGCCGAGUUUCCAAAUGUUCCAACUACUCAGAAGACGAUGUUCUGGUGGUUUCAGACGAUGAAGUUAACUACUCGGUGAGACAUGAUCUUUCAAUAUUGUGUAAUACAUCUCGUGUCGAUCCUUAUCUUGUUGAAAAUAAACCAGAUGAUAGUUUUCUUCCUAGGAAUAUUAAUGACGAAUGUACAUCAGACAACAAAGAAGAGGAGGAUGAUUUAGACUGCACCAAUGUGUAUUUCAAUGACGAAUUCAAAAACAGAUUAUCUGAUGUCAAUUUAGUAGGACAAGUAACGGAAGAUGUUCAAAUGAUCUCAUCAGAAGACGAGGAAGAAAAAGAAACGAAUAAAAGUAGCAAAGCUGAAAACACAAUGAUGUAUCUCGAUAAUCUCGUUAAAAGAUUCAAUCUACCUCUUUCCAAGCCGGACUCAAAUUGUGAUAAAGAACCGCAGAGCGCGGGAUUAGGUGACUAUUUGGAAAAUUAUGAAAUACCUGAUUUCGAAGAUCAUUCGGUAGUUCAACAUCUCAGUCCACAGAAAUCUACUCCACCAGAACUCCAACCGAAGUCUGAUCCCCCUACGUCUGAAAAUCUCGACCAAGAAAUCGAACAAAUACUAAGCCAGGUGAAACAAACAUGUACCCAAUUGGACAAAGCGGUCGAACCACCAGUUCAAGUUAAGCGAACGCUUUCCGAUUCUGCCUUACUAAAGGUGCACUGCAUUAAGAAAACUUCAUCAACUUCUUCGAGUAAAACGACUGGAUCGUCCUUCCGGAACAAGUUCCCAGAUCUGACCGAAGAAGCAGCGCCGUUUCCGGAGUUUGAAAUCUCAUUGCUUGACAACCGAGAAGCUCGGCCGGAUUACGCGGGAAUGGCCUCUCCCGUAUUGCACCGGGAACUGUACAAGUAUGGACUGAAGCAGCUGCGGCGCGAGAAGGCCGUUGCUAUUUUGAAUCACAUCUACGAUCAGUUGCAUCCGUACGUUGAAGUUGUAGAAAUUCAAGAGUUUGAUUAUGAUGGGGUUCAGGGGAUCUCCGAGGGGGGUUUGAGGGAUGAUUCGAUUACUGAAAAAGAACAGCCAUCGUCACCGAGCAAGAAGAUUGAGGAAUCUUCUAAACGGUGCCCGUUUACAUCAGAAAUGACCGACGAGGAGUACGUUCUGCCGUCCAAGCCCAGGAAAAGGACCUUCUGGUGUCCGGUUCCCCUUAACAUCGCCUUCUUCAACAUGGUUCAGGCGGACUCGCGUCUUCAACAGCAAAUCCUCCGAUACCAACCGGUUGACCUGGACGCCAUCUACGCCCAUCUGAAGCAAAUUGGCCUGCGCUACGAAUCGAACGAUUUAAUCGCAUUCCUCGAUAAGCGCUGCAUAACGUUUCGCACGGCCCAGAGCAGUGGGUCCCGCACAAAGAAGUCGUCAGCAGGGGCAACCCAAUCACAAUCCCAAUCCAGGUAAAAGUUUUUUUUGGAAUGAUUUUUUGGUGUUUUUUUUUGGAGGCAAUAAAGUUUUAUAGAGGAAAUGCUAUUUUACCCGGAA
Uranotaenia lowii is the source of this 3629-nucleotide messenger RNA. RefSeq names its product structure-specific endonuclease subunit SLX4 (gene mus312). Gene Ontology annotation, biological process: interstrand cross-link repair; meiotic DNA double-strand break processing; DNA replication. The coding region runs from base 30 to 3548 and encodes 1172 amino acids. The transcript is spliced from 5 exons. The record is from RefSeq and is a predicted model, not a curated record. Lineage: Eukaryota; Metazoa; Arthropoda; Insecta; Diptera; Culicidae. Gene Ontology annotation, cellular component: nucleus; Slx1-Slx4 complex. Gene Ontology annotation, molecular function: enzyme binding.